Hydatigera taeniaeformis is the source of this 1385-nucleotide messenger RNA. Lineage: Eukaryota; Metazoa; Platyhelminthes; Cestoda; Cyclophyllidea; Taeniidae. The record is from the annotation of a GenBank genome assembly.
UCAAUCGAUUGGUAAGUGAGCUGGUAGAGGAGUAUCGCGAUCGUAAGGAGCAAUUUAUCCAAAGACAGCAACAGAAAAAAGAAGGACGAGGAGGUAGUGAACGUUAUCCCCCUCUACGCAGCCUACCUCUCUACGGUGGACUCCCAGCGCAUGAGCAGCUCCGCGUUUUCGAGCGUCCUACACAUGCGGUUCGCACUGUUGUUGUAGCAACCAAUGUGGCGGAGGCCAGUGUCACUCUGCCUCGGAUCGGCUAUGUCAUCGACUGUGGGUACGCACGCCUGCGCGCUUACAAUGCAGACAACUCGCUUGAAGCCCUUGUCACUCUACCCGUCUCGAAGGCCUCAGCUAACCAGAGGGCUGGUCGGGCGGGGAGGGUGCGGGUGGGAGAGGUUUACCGUCUUUAUACCGAAGAUGCCUACCACCACAUAUUACCACGAUUUACAGCCCCGGAGAGUCAACGUAGCGACCUCGCUACCUCUCUCCUUCGUCUCAAGACUCUGGGUGUGGAUUCUCUGGCGCGUUUUGAUUGGCUGCCGCCGAGACCUCCCGCUCGCCACCUUGGACAAGCGGCAGAACAGCUCGUCUCAUUGGGUGCGCUGACCGUGGCCACAGGAAUGCCAAUGACCGAACGAGGUGCUCAGUUGAGUGCCCUGUGCUUUGCUUGUGGUCUCGGCCAUCCCGCCGCUGCUGCCGCUCUUUUGGGCGCAGUAGAGGAAGGUUGCACCAUUGAGGUGGCCGCUAUUGUUGCCCUUAUGCAGCUUCAGAAUGUCUUCGUCUCCAGCGCAAAUUACAAACGGACGGCUGAUCGCAGUCGACGUAUGCUUUUUGGGACUACGUCCGGAGACCAUCUCACUGAAUUGAAUGCCUUUGCCGCCUAUGAGAAACAGGUGUCCACGCUGAAUCAGUCAGAGCUUCAGCGGUGGUGCCAGUCAACUGGGCUGAACGCUCGCGCACUGCAACAUGCUCUCUAUCUGCGUGACCGGAUUCUCGGUGUUCUUGAACGUUCCAAAAUGCCCUGUGUGGCUGCUGAACCGCCCGGGAAUCCAUUGCCUAUCGUUCGCGCUCUUCUGCGUGGAUUUUUCAUGCAGGUGGCCCAUCUGGCUCCAUCGGGCACACACUAUAUGACAGUACGAGGAGACCACGCGUUGAGACUCCAUCCAAGCUGCAUACUUUAUGCUGCUCCCUCGACGUCGCGCUGGCCGAAAUGGAUCCUUUUUACCCGCGUUCACCUCUCUGCUCCUCUCAGCGACAAUCCAGCAACAGCAUCCACCGCCACCGCUACUUGCGUGUCGGGAGUGAGUGCAAUUCAACCGGAUUGGCUGAUGGAACUGGCGCCACACUACUUCCACUACGGCACGGCUAGGGAACAUGCUCUCAGCAAGUAG